CAUUGCCCAACCAAUCACGAUUUACGCCGCACGUGGAGGUUACGCAAAGCGUGCGUAUCAUUUUCCUUCCUCUUCCGCUGUGAAGCCCGCGCACUGGCAGUGUGAGCGCUGCCCGACAGAACCUUGGUGGGCCGCCCUGUAGAACAGCAGGAGGUCUUGGAAGCAAUCGGAGCGAUUCACGACAAUGUCGCGAUCUGUGAUGCCCAGGGUUUACAUCGGGCGCCUCAGCCACAGAGCCCGGGAGCGAGACGUGGAGAGGUUCUUUAAAGGCUUCGGCAAGAUUGUUGAAGUGGAUUUAAAAAACGGGUAUGGUUUUGUAGAGUUUGAAGACAGCCGUGAUGCAGAGGAUGCAGUCUAUGAAAUGAAUGGAAGGGAACUAUGUGGUGAGAGAGUCAUUGUGGAGCAGGCACGUGCCCCAAGGAGGGACAUCCGAAGCGGGUAUGGUUACCGCAAAGGUGGCAAUGACAAGUAUGGCCCUCCAGUCCGUACAAUGUACCGGCUGAGAGUGGAGAACCUAUCUUCAAGGUGCAGUUGGCAAGAUCUAAAGGAUUUUAUGCGCCAGGCUGGGGAGGUUACCUAUGCAGAAGCCCACCAACGUCGUCAAAAUGAAGGCAUUAUAGAGUUCCGCUCCUACUCUGAAAUGAGGCGAGCAUUAGACAAGCUGGAUGGUAGUGAAAUUAAUGGGCGCAAGAUACAGUUAGUGGAAGACAGAGCUGGCUCCAGGACUAAAGGCUCUUCAUCUCGUAGUCGCUCCAGAUCCCGCUCAAGGAGGAGUAGAAGCAGCCACUCCAGGUCCAGAUCCCACUCUCGAUCCUAUAGUAGGAGCCGCCAACGGGAGAGGAGCAGAAGUCAAAGCAAACAAAGGAGAAGCAAAAGGAGCCACAGCAAAGAGAGGAGAGGGAGUAGGAGUGUCAGCAAGGGAAGGACAGGGAGUAGGAGUGUCAGCAAGGGAAGGAGUAGGAGUGUCAGCAAGGGAAGGAGUAGGAGUGUCAGCAAGGGAAGGAGUAGGAGUGUCAGCAAGGGGAGGAGAGGGAGUAGGAGUGUCAGCAAGGGGAGAAGGGGUAGCAGAAGCCAGAGCAAGGGAAGAGCAAGUAGAAGCCAGAGCAAGGGAAGAGCAAGUAGAAGCCAGAGCAAGGGAAGAGCAAGUAGAAGCCAGAGCAAGGGAAGAACAAGUAGAAGCCAGAGCAAGGGAAGAGCAAGUAGAAGCCAGAGCAAGGACAGAGCAAGUAGAAGCCAGAGCAAGGACAGAGCAAAUGGAAGGGAUAGGAGUGCAGAUGAAAAGGAGAGUGUAAGGAGCAAGAGCCGCAGUAGAAGCAAGGGAAGAAGGGAAACAGACAGCCAGAGCAAGGAAAAGAAAGAGAUUGUAAGCAGGAGCACAGAGCGAAGCAGAAGCCAUAGCAAAGAGAGCAGGCAAAGCAGAAGCCAUAGUAGAGAUGCAAAGGAAAGAAAUGAAAGCACAGAGGGGCAAGAGCUGAAUAGCCGAAAGGGAGAUAGAAGUGAAAGUAAAGACAGGAGCCAUAGCAGAGAAAGAAUAAACAGUAAGGAAAGAAGCAGAAGCAAGGAUAGAGACUACAUCAGAAGCAAAGAUAAACACUCUCGAAAAUGCAGCAGGGAUCAAAAAAGGAGCCGCAGUAGGGAUAGAUCUAGAGAGAGACGGUCAAAACGUAGCAGGGAGAGAAGCCGCAGGAGUGAACGAAAUAGGCCUUCCAGCCGUAGCAAAGAGAGAACUAGAAAGCGAAGUCGUGAACGAAGGAGCAGCAGUGGUGAGCGCUCAAAAAAAAUCAGGCGAGAAGACACAGUGGCUUUCACUACAGAAUCUGACCAGGAGGCAGAAAAUGAGGAAGGAAGCAAGGCUGAAGUUGUACAACAUCCUGAAACAAUUGGGGUCACUCAACAAAUUGAGGAGACUCCCAAACCUCUUUCCAAAUCAGCAUCUCAUGUGGAGACUAGUGUUGAAGCUGGAGCCAAUGCAAUCACUGAAGCAUGUGAAGAAGUUGGAAGGCUGGACUGUGACUAGCAUUUCAUGUUUACCAUUAGAGCUACUUUUACCUUUUCCAUGCAAAGUUUUUUAUAUUUAUUUUCAAUUUAAUUUUUUUUUUCUAGCCUGGUCAAUCUCUCUGGAUAUUUAGAAAAAAGAAAAUUCAAUGUAUAUUUGCUAUAUAUUUUGCAUGGGCUUAAUUCAUGUAAUUAUAGCUUAACCCUAACUGUUUUUCCUUCUUCUGCCUUUGCAAGCACAAUUUGGUGACAUACUAGGGUGCGACAAUCUUAAGUGUACGAUAUAUAGUAAUCCCAUAUGGCUCCAAGUUUGCGCUCUGCUGCUAAUGGGUAGAUGAAACUCCUGUCUGGUCUCUCAUUGAGUCACUUCUGAAGGUGUUUAUAAAUGCCUGGAAGAAUAUCCUGUAAACAUGGGUUCCUUUUACAUUUUCUUUCUUCUUUUUUUUUUAUUUGUUUUUUUUUUUGUCUUUUUAGAAUUUUCUUUCCUUUUUUUUUUAUUUUGGUACUCUUUCAGUUGAAACUACAUCAGAAAAAUGAAUCCUAGUGUUCAUAAAUUUGAAUAAAGACAUUGCUUUAGAAAUUA
Xenopus laevis (African clawed frog) is the source of this 2578-nucleotide messenger RNA. RefSeq names its product serine/arginine-rich splicing factor 4 (gene srsf4.S). NCBI's taxonomy places the organism in Eukaryota, Metazoa, Chordata, Amphibia, Anura, Pipidae. The transcript has 6 exons. The coding region runs from base 185 to 2017 and encodes 610 amino acids. The record is from RefSeq and is a predicted model, not a curated record.